This is a messenger RNA of Pyricularia pennisetigena, 600 nucleotides long. RefSeq lists its product as uncharacterized. The record is from RefSeq and is a predicted model, not a curated record. The coding region runs from base 1 to 600 and encodes 199 amino acids. Lineage: Eukaryota; Fungi; Ascomycota; Sordariomycetes; Magnaporthales; Pyriculariaceae. The transcript is spliced from 6 exons.
AUGCACAGUGACGCUGGAUGGCGGGCUGCAGAUGUGAUGGGCGAGGCAGUGUUGGAGCCACAAGCAACAUCUGACGGACCGAGACACUACCAAGCUGUCAGGGCUGGAGGUUACACCACCUGUACUUCAGUUUGCUUUAGCGAUUCAAUUGGGGGACCCAGGCAAUGCAAGUGCCAGUGGCAGCCAUCACAUCUAAAAGGUACAGUGAGGUACCUAGCGCACGAACCUCUGGCCGUGCAUAUCACCCUCAGGGAUGCGGUUCUCUCCACUCCCUCGUGGCAAGGGGUAUUAGACUACGCAGUAGAGGCUGCGCGGAAGUCUUCUCAUGGGGACAUUCGUCUCAAGAUUCAAUACCGUAUGGAGCAUCCCAUUUACCACCCUGCCCGGUGGGUCAUUUCUAAGUACCUGAACGCGCCACACAUGCUCCGUUCCGCCGCUUUAGAACUUGUCUCGGCGGCAAAAGUGCUGAGAAUGUCUCCUAAGAGGAAACCACAUUCACCUGCGUCCUCUCGGGAUCAAAACCUCGAGCGCCAGUCCCUGGAAAUUUCCCAUCAAAGCUCAAAGUUAGGGAUACUCAUAGAAACUGACUGGGGGCCCUAG